AUACUGACAGUUCACCUCUGAUUCGCGGCCAAGAUGGUCGCGAACGACUCUCAAGUAACAGCGUAAGAUAAAAAUAUUUUCAUUCUAUGCUGUUGAGCUCGGAUGGUCCACUAGUGUUUUGAUCUAAUUAUUUCGGUCAGCCUAAAAUCAAUUCAUUCAUUAUUGUUAAUUAGAUAUAUUUAUUAUUAAUUAAUAAAAACACUUUUUUAAUGCAUUCAUCAAUUUUAUACAUAAAAAGUGUAUUUUUUUCUUAUGUAAUUUAUUCUUGAAAAUAGAAACAAAGCUUUUAUUUGAUGUUUAAAUGCUUACCUGGAUUUUAUAAGAAUUAAUUGUGAGUGAAAGUUUAAUAUUAAAUGAUUGAUGUAAAUGCAUUGAUUUUAUAUCAAAGCUUGAGUUUAUAUUGCAAUACAAGUCGAACAAACGGAACGUUGAACAGGGGUACAUAUGAUUGGCGAUCAAGGUCUGAUCGGUUAGCGGAUCUUCUUUAAUGGUAAUAGUUGUACAUGUGAGCAACGCGCAAAUAAUUUUGCACGUCUAGUGUACUACAUGCGUUUGAACUUGUGUGUUACAUAUCAUGAAGUGGUGACCGGAAAUAAUUCACAACUUGUUGGCAUCAAUAAAUAGAAGCAAGUUAUGUGGUAUUUGGUAUUUUUAGAAGUGCGAAAAAUUUAUUAGUCUACUGUGAAUAGACAUUCAGGAGAAUUUAUUAGGGUGUUGUUGUUGAUGAUGAUGAUGAUAAUGAUGGUAAUGAGGAAAUCGAGUAAAUAAGCAUAUAUACCUCUUGUAUAAUGUAUAUGCCUAAAAUAUAUCAAAAAGCAAAUGAAAGAACUAAUGAAAGGAGAAGCGGAGAAACAUGGUGGGAAUAGGAAAUUUCAUGAUGAAAACUGGGUCGCAAGUUCGUCGUUGAUGAUUAUUUAUCUUUGAGACACACUUUAAAUUUAUUACUUCAUCAACUUACAGGAUGACUAUAAUUAACUCGGUGUAAAAAAAAGUGCUGAUGAAAAAAAUAAAAAUUGCCGAGUUCAUUCACUACAUACAGAGAAAACAAAAACGAUAAAGUGUACUCUAUAAAAAAUGAAAACACUACAGAAUUCAAGCGUUAAAUAAAUUGGAGACUUGCUUGUAAGUUAGGUUGGUAUAUUGGAAUUUUUCACGGUUGAAAAAUUGCCUUGGAUCAUCGGUCCAUCAUGACGAUAUACUUUGUUCCCCAAUGUGCUCGUUCUGGUGUGGAUAAAAUGCUCCGAAGAAUACGUUACUCGUCGCUGAUCGUCAGUACUUAGUUUUGAUCACGUGUAGUACGUGUUGUAGACUAAUUCGCUGGAGGUCUUGCUAAAGAAGAAAUUCCAUAUAAGUUUAUUUCUUAAAUAAUUUAAACUAACAAAUAAGAAAAAAAAAACAACUAACAUAUUUUUAUAUUUAAUUACAACCGGACGGAAACGAUUAAUUUUAAUUAAAAUGCAAUUGGAAAGAAAAUAAGUCGACAUGGAAUAAAUGUGAUGGUACAUUAAUUAAAUCAAAAAUAGACAAGCAGGAAGACAUUUCUAUUUCCUUCAAACUUCUUCCGCGUUGGUGGCAAUUUAAUUGCAAAAGCAGCUCCUGAGAUUAGAUUCACACAUUAAAGAUUCAUACUUAUUUAUAUUUAGCACUCCUGUCAUCGAGUCUGUGAGCAAUAUACGUUUUAAUAUACGGUCUCUUGAAUCCUCCAAAUUCCAUAAUAUACUGCAUUUUGCUUUGACAUUCGAUUUGAAAAUUACACAGUCACAUACCAGUAUUGUUCGACACUUGACAGGCCACGAUUUUUAAAUGAAAUAUGAAAUAUGGAUUUGCAAUACACCGAGCACAGUUUAAUGUACAAAAAAAGGAAGAGAAAUCCAGAUGUUAUUCAAUUGGAAUGCAAUUUAUAUGCUGAUAUUUUUGGUUAGUCAGUGAACAGUUAUGAUUGUUGGUGAUAACUAUAAUACACAUAUCGCUCGAUAGCGAAAGAUACUGUUACCAAGAGCAUUGUGGUAAUAGAUCCAAUUCUCGUGUUACACACUUCCUUGAGAUCAAGAGAAUCAUUUUCGCGGUCUGGCGCGACUUAUUAUUAUCUAGUAGUCACGCGAUGUGAUUGAUUUGAUUAAAUAAAAGUGACAUGUGAUAUAAAAUAAAUAACAUUUUUAUCCACACUUGAUCACGAAAAUGUGUCUUUCAAUUUCUUAAGAGAGUCAAGCUGAAAUAAAAAAUAAUGCCGCAUUACGAUGAUAGUUUUCUCGACUCACCGAUCUUUCGGAGACGAGCCAAAAGUUACAGUGUCCUUAAACAAGACGUGCCGAAGUCUAAAACCUUUCAAAUUACGGCUAUUCCACUUCUACUGGCUGUGACCAAUCCGACAAGAAGUUUUGCUUUGUCUACAUCUUCCUGCAAUCUUCAAGAGGUCGAAGAGCGAUCCAGUGGAAAGGCGCGGGGUAGCAAAUUAGCCCGACGCGCACGCUCCUUCAAGGAGGACUUUCUCGAGAAAUUCUCGCAGAUGCGUUCUCCAGGAGUCAACUCUGGAGUCAGUGGGGGUGGGAGUGGUGUAACAACCCGUGCUGCUUCGCCCUCAUCACCAAGAACACCAAGGGAGAAACCACCAGUAGUUAACGAUAAUCUUGACAAAAAUCCCCUACGUGAUCUCCACAUUCAUGUACGACAGGUUCAACUUGCUUUACUACAUUUUCGUGAUGUCGUAUCGAAGAAAAAACUUGAAAUGCUGCCGGGCAAUGGCACCAUUGUACUUGAUACCGUUACCACAAUCCACACAGUUCUCAAAUCCUACCUCUUGUAUGAUAAUAGUUCUACUCUGGGCUCAGCAACGAAUCAAGUUUACCAAGCUCUGGCACAACUUCUAAAACUUUGCGACGACGUGUUGUUGCACGGCGAUCAAUCUGUGCCAUGCCCAGCUCUAGAUACUGAGAACGUGACCCACGUGAUAGGAUUAGUUGAGGACGCCGUAAAAAAUUUAGUUACCUUGGCUCAAGAGAAAAUAUCAAAUCGUCAGAAACCACCACCUAUCACCACGAACAACAGGACGUCAAGUUAUGGAACAGAGUUAACUUCUCAGAGGAAUUCUUUACCUGACAUUCCACUAACACCACGAGAAAGACAGAUUCUUGAGCAAACUGCUGCUUCUAGUACAUUGGUACGCAGCUCUCAUAGUUCUGAGUCAAUCCUAAGGGAUUCUAGUCCACCACCCAAACCACCACUUCCAGACAGAACCAACUUAAGUCUCUCCGAGGAGAAUAGCUCUUCGACACCACCACCUUUGCCUCCCAAAAGGCGAACCCGAGCACAACAGUUGUUAGACGAAUCUGACGGCUUCCUGGCUUCAAGUUUGGACCGGUGUUCAUUAAGAAGUCGAUCCCCAGAGGAUUCAUCUUCACUCCUCAGUGCAUCAGCAGGAAGUUUAGACUCUGCUUUAAACCACUCAAGGGACGAAGAUGAAAUCCGUGCUAUUAUGGGACCUAAUGAUGAAUCUCUUAACGAUAGCAUGGACCUUAGUCUUAUGGCUACUAUUCAUGGGUUGCAAUUGAAUGGAACAAACAACUGCAGUGCUUGGGAUGGUUCAGAAACGAGUAUUCCAAGCACAAUGCUGCUGGGUCAGCAAAUACCACAAGAGAUCCUCAGCCCAUUCACUGGUAUUGAUGGAAAAAUGGAAAGACUGUCAACACAAACACAAGAAUCGGGCUUUGUAUCAAUGCAUUCGCAACGCAGUUCUUCACAAAGUUAUACCACCACAUCAAGUCUAACAUCCAAGAGAUCUUCACAGCAAAGUAGUGUCAGCUAUAAUUCGCAGACUUUUAACUCUCAACAGCAGUCAUUUAUGCAGCAAAAAGUCUCAACUGAGAAUGAGAACUCGAUUGUAACUCAUAGAACGACUUCGAGUUCUAAAAACACUAUUACUACCACUAACAUAAGUGGUAAUGGAGACUCAUCACUUUUAGAAAAAUUAGUCAAUGAAAUCAGCAUGAACGAAGACUCAAAUGGGAUUCCACCAGCUCUACCAGAAAAAAGAUCAAAGCGUAAAAAAGAGCGACAGUUAUCUCAAUAUGACAAUGUACCAGAAAAUGAACACUUGUCAACCUGUAGCUUACAUACAAGUUCAAGCGACAGUCCAGACGCGAGUAAACCGCCACCGUUGCCGUUGAAAAAGAGGCACAUGUUCCAAUCAGUGGCAUAUUCCGUAAUGGCGUACAUGGAAAUGUUCGGAAACUGCUCACACAGCACCAACGACUUUAUAUCCGGACUUGGCACGCGACACUCAGUUGCUGCAUAUAAUUCAAUGCAAGCUGAAUGGCAGCAGCAUGAAAUGUCACUUACAACUACUCAGUCUUGCUCUUCAAUGGUUCAUACUUUGACCAGUUUACAUGAUGGAACAAGCAUAUCGAUCAGCAUGAGUCCAACGACCAGGGAAGUGACAAAUAAUUCUAGUCUACCACCAGCCUUACCUCCAAAGAGAUCACGAUCCAUCAGGUCCAAUAUCACUCCUCCACCCAUUUCUCCAAAACCAGCAGUCAGUAUUCCAAGCUUACACACACCCGAUCCUGUUAUAACGUCAACACCUGUAAAGGAAAUAAAAGAAGAACCAAUCAUAAAAAUAGAAAAGAAAGAACGUAUUUCUCCUAAUGUCCUUACUUUGAAUAACAACAAUGUCACAUUGGACGUGUCCCGGUCAUCAUCUAGACCAGGAAGUAAUGCCCUUUCAUCGAUUUCCGUUGAUGACAAUACUUUAGAGCUACGAGAUAUCGAUCAAGAUGAUGGGAUCCUUGAAGAAUUGGAUAUCAGCAAAUAUCUAGUCUUUAAAAAACCAGAGGAAGAUGGUCCGGAUAUUCGAGGUGGACAUCCUGAUGCUUUAUUGAUCCAUGCAACAAAAGCAAAUAAACAUGACGAAAAAGAAUCAGAUUUCCUUUAUCAGGAAGCAUUUUUAACGACGUAUAGGACUUUUAUGUCGCCCUUGGAACUGAUACAAAAGCUACACAAACGACAUCAGAGGUUUUCAUGCUCUGGAGAUAUGAUAAAGCAACGUGCAGCACGAGAAGCUUUUUCAUUACUCGUUCGAGUCGUUAGUGAUUUAACAAUGUCAGAUCUUGAUGACGUACUGCUUCAAACUUUAAUGGAAUUCGUUCAACAAUUGGUAUGCAGUGGAGAUUUAACGAUGGCUAAAGCUUUAAGAGUUAAAAUAUUAGAAAAACAUGCCCUCAAACAAUUGCAAACAGCUCAACCAAUUUUAUCAUCACUCAGUGUGUCAACGAAACAAGCAUCACUGCUUGAUUUCAAGAGCGAACAGAUUGCAGAGCAAAUGACACUUUUGGAUGCUGAACUUUUUAUGAAAAUCGAGAUUCCAGAAGUUCUAAUUUGGGCACAAGAACAGAAUGAAGAGAGAAGCCCGAAUUUAACGAGAUUCACAGAGCAUUUUAAUAAAAUGUCUUAUUGGGCUCGUUCGAGAAUUCUAGAACAUCGUAUGGAAAAUGAAGCAAAAGACAGAGAGAAAUAUGUUGUGAAAUUCAUUAAAAUAAUGAAACAUUUAAGAAAAAUAAAUAACUUUAACAGUUAUUUAGCUUUAUUGUCCGCAUUAGAUAGUGCUCCAAUUAGGAGGCUCGAAUGGCAGAAACAUAUUACUGAAGGAUUGAAGGAAUAUUGUGCAUUAAUCGAUAGUUCUAGCAGUUUUCGAGCAUACAGACAAGCUUUAGCUGAAACACAACCGCCUUGUAUUCCAUACAUAGGAUUAGUUCUUCAAGAUCUGACUUUCGUGCAUAUCGGAAAUAGCGAUUUAUUGCCUGAUGGUACAAUAAACUUCUCGAAACGUUGGCAACAAUUUAAUAUUGUUGAAAAUAUGAAGAGGUUUAAAAAAGGAACAUAUUCAUUCAAGAAAAAUGAACGUAUUAUUACAUUCUUCAACAACUUCAGUGAUUUUCUCUGUGAAGAAGCUAUGUGGCAGAUUUCAGAAAGCAUCAAACCACGUGGUGGAAAGAAACCACAACAGAACUAAAUUAGGUUGUAAGGAAUUCUUUAAUUGCAAACAAUGUGAAAACAGACAAGAUUCAUAAAAGUUGAAUCUUAAAUACUAAUAUAUAUUCACACACACACACAGACACGACAUUUUUAGCUUAUUAUUAAAAAUAGUAAAAGAGUCAGUAUCCUUGAAUUACAUAUUAGUAAUGUUAUUAAGUCAUUAGACGAAAUUUUUCAGCCUCUGUGAGGUGAACAGUUUAUAUCAAUAAUUUUAUUAACUUUAAACAAAAGUAUAGAAUUAAUUUGUGAAUUAAAUGGAUUGAUUGACAUUGUCCGUCAGCAAAGUAUAAUGCCAAAUUGCUUAAAAGAGAAGAAUAAAUUUAUUGUAAAAAUAAUAUAAUAAUAUACUUGCUUUGGACAAAGCAAUUCAUGAAAUUAAAAAAGAAAAAAAAACACGUGUAUGCUGACACGAAAAAAAUCACAGCAUCAUUACAUAAUUUUAAGUAUAAAUUUUUAUUAUUUAUGAGUUCAUCCGGAUUGUACAUGUAUGUAAAUUAAUUAGAUAUAAUGUAUUUACGUUUUUCCAACGUUUUAUUUGGUUUAACGUAUAGCCACGUCCAUUUACAUAUAGUUUACGUAGUUAGAAACAUUUUUAUAGUCAACGGGAUGCUGUUGAUUACACAAGGAAGAACACCAAUUACGUUGAUUGAUGUAAAGAGCCAUCAAGUCUUAAGUCGUGUCGGUCUUCUUAGCACACAACACUAAGACAAAUGGCCUGACUGAGACCAACUGUUACAUAUACUAUUGUAUAUGAUUAUAGAAAAAAUCUUUUGUUGGUGACUUGCUGCUAGUUAAUCAAGCUUUUAGCUUUGAGUCAAGUCCUCUAUUCUCUUUAUGCUAUUAGGUAACCAAUUUCGAGAGUGACGUGAUUUUGAUUGAUAAAUAAUGAAAAUUUUUGCACUUUUCUUUUACAAUACAUUCCAAUUACUGGAAAUAUUGUUACUUUUGAACAUUCACUGAAUAAUAAUAGCAAUAACUCAAUUAUUAUUUACAUUUACACAGUAAAAAAGUUUUAUUUGAAAUUGUUUUUUACAACAGCCAUAAAACUUUUUACUUCAGCAUGUUCAUAAAUUUUAUUUGAAAGCACAAUUUGUUCACUUUAUGUUCGAAGUCGACUUCAUUAAUAAAAACCAAGUAAUUUUUCAAAUAGAAAAGAUAGAGUUAUUAUCAACGAAAAAUUUUUUUUACUGUGUAAUAAAAAAAAGCCUGACAUUUUUUAGCCCAUAGUAUUAAUAAAUGACAUUCAAUUCUAAUAUAAAUUGCUAUUAGAGACAAAAAUAAGAUAAAGAGAAGGACACCUAAUUUAUGAGCAAAAAAAGAAAUCAUAAGAAUAGUAUCACUGUAAAUCAUCCAAUGUAAAUGUGCGUGAAAUUGUAGGAAUGUGAAUGUGAAUUUUGAAUAUGAGUAAUAAGAAUGAUGCGAGGCCUAAGCGAACACGUCCAUACUAAACCCCACAAUAGUAAAAUUAUUACAAGCUCAUUUUAAUCCAAAUAUCACAAAAUAUUAACUGAAAAAUUAUUGUAAAUUAAACAAAAAAAUUCAAACAUCGAGAUAAGAGCAAGACAAAAACAUCAAUGCAAUUAAAGAAAUCUAAUCGCUUUUCAAGUAACGUAGGCUUUCAAUAGUGAUUUGCCUUGUACAAGUAAUAGAAUCCGUUAAAAAAGUAAUAAUAAACAAUUAGAACACCAACUCUGUAACGAAAAGUAGAGGCCGUCAAUAGUAAUACCAGUAAUAAUUCACUAAGACAAUUUUUACAACUUCUAUAAACAAAAGUAAAAUAGAGUAAUUAAUACCAAUUUGAUUUAAUACAUUGGACACAUUGCGCCAUUGCAUAAAAUUUAUAAUUGACUGUUCUAUGAAAAUAGCAAUAUCUUUUCAGUUAAUCUAAAAAAAGAAUUUUAAAGACGUCCGAAAUGGAAUAUGGUUCGCAAUUUUGCAUCUUUUUGGAGUUUUUUAAGAGAAUGUUUCACUUGUGCUGAUAACAGCAUUGAAUAAUUUUUUCACAUUUUUGUUAGGUUGAAUGCGUAUACUGAAAUAUCUAAUAUAUAUAAAUAUAAAUAUAAUAUUUAAGAAGUUUUAUGAAUGUUGUAAAUACUUUAAUUGUAUCAACUGUUUCUUAUUCUAAAAAUCAUAAUGUAAAUAAUUGUAAUCGUUGUUAAAACAAUAUUAUUAAAAUACAAGGACUUAUCAACGUCUACAGCAGAUAAUCUAACAAAAUUACAAUUAUUUACUUUAUUAAUUCUCGGUAAUAAUGAAAAAUAAAACAAAAGAAAAAGAAGAACAUUGUAAAUGCGUGAGGCUUACAAUGAUAAAUUAAUUUUACACAUAACAUCGAGGCCAUAAUUUUAAGUUCAAUGCAAUUAUUGUGAUGCCAUAUUAUAUUAGUAUAAACGUGUAACUAAAAUCUUUAUAUAUACAUAUAAUAUACAUAUUGAUUUUAUUUAACAGAAUGUUAAAAGAUAGGUAAAUAAUUUCAUU
This is a messenger RNA of Chelonus insularis, 8505 nucleotides long. RefSeq names its product C3G guanyl-nucleotide exchange factor (gene C3G). Gene Ontology annotation, cellular component: plasma membrane. Gene Ontology annotation, molecular function: guanyl-nucleotide exchange factor activity. The record is from RefSeq and is a predicted model, not a curated record. Bases 2225 to 6004 code for a protein of 1259 amino acids. Gene Ontology annotation, biological process: Ras protein signal transduction; positive regulation of GTPase activity. The transcript has 16 exons. NCBI's taxonomy places the organism in Eukaryota, Metazoa, Arthropoda, Insecta, Hymenoptera, Braconidae.